Messenger RNA from Numida meleagris (helmeted guineafowl), 2655 nucleotides. RefSeq names its product beta-1,4-galactosyltransferase 2 (gene B4GALT2). The transcript is spliced from 7 exons. Gene Ontology annotation, molecular function: glycosyltransferase activity. NCBI's taxonomy places the organism in Eukaryota, Metazoa, Chordata, Aves, Galliformes, Numididae. Gene Ontology annotation, biological process: carbohydrate metabolic process. The record is from RefSeq and is a predicted model, not a curated record. The coding region runs from base 353 to 1561 and encodes 402 amino acids.
GCCCAUUAGUCUGUUGUGAGGCCCCCGAGGACUGGCAUGGCAAUGGCAGGAGUGAAGUGAACAUGCCUUGCACUCUCCUGUUCUAGCUGUGCCGCAUGCCUGCUGGUCAAGCACAGAGAAGCUUACGAGGGACUCCACCUUGCCUCAUGUAGGAGCCGCAUCAAUUGGGUGACUCGUGGGAAGAAUGCCACCUGCUAAGGAGCCACAGGAGAGGCGUAGGUGGGAGUGGGACAGCUGUGCCCUGGCUGGAGUGGACUGCCAGGCACACAGGGCAGGAGCUGUUGCGUGCUGCUCCGAUCGCUGCUGGAAGGUUUCCUUCACGGAGAGAAGGGCCUUGCUUGAGUGAGCACCCAUGCACAGGGAAACGGAUCAGGACCGUGGCUGGAGCUGUCUGCCUCCCUGUGCCCAGAAGAUGACCAGGUUGCUCUUGGGGGUGACCCUGGAAAGGAUUUGCAAGGCCGUGCUGCUGCUCUGCCUACUCCACUUUGUUAUCAUCAUGAUUCUCUACUUUGACGUCUACGCGCAGCACCUGGACUUCUUCAGCCGCUUCAACGCCAGGAAUGCCUCGCGCGUGCACCCCUUCUCCAACUCCUCUCGGCCCAACAGCACAGCCCCCAGCUAUGGGCCAGCUGGAGCUGAGCCCCCGUCCCCCAGCACCAAGCCCAACACCAACCGCUCCGUCACAGAGAAGCCCUUGCAGCCCUGCCAGGAGAUGCCCCCUGGCUUAGUCGGGCGCCUGCUCAUCGAGUUCAGCUCCCCUAUGAGCAUGGAGCGGGUGCAGCGGGAGAACCCUGACGUGAGCCUGGGUGGCAAGUACACCCCGCCAGAUUGCCUGCCCCGGCAGAAGGUGGCCAUUCUCAUCCCCUUCCGGCACCGUGAGCACCACCUCAAGUACUGGCUGCACUACCUGCACCCCAUCCUGCGCCGGCAGAAGGUGGCUUAUGGCAUCUACAUCAUCAACCAGUAUGGCGAGGACACCUUCAACCGGGCCAAGCUGCUCAAUGUGGGCUUCCUGGAGGCACUCAAGGAUGACGAGGAGUAUGACUGCUUCAUUUUCAGCGAUGUGGACCUCAUCCCUAUGGAUGACCGCAACCUGUACCGCUGCUACGAGCAGCCACGGCACUUUGCUGUUGGCAUGGACAAGUUUGGGUUCAGGCUGCCAUAUGCAGGGUACUUUGGUGGUGUCUCUGGGUUGAGCAAGUCCCAGUUCCUAAAGAUCAACGGCUUUCCCAACGAGUACUGGGGCUGGGGAGGAGAGGACGAUGACAUCUUUAACCGUGAUCCCCAUCUGCUUGCAUCCUCCAGGAUCUCCCUGAACGGCAUGAAGGUGUCAAGGCCCGACAUCCGCAUCGGGAGGUAUCGCAUGAUCAAGCACGAACGUGACAAACACAACGAGCCCAACCCACAGAGGUUCACCAAGAUCCAGAACACCAAAAUGACCAUGAAGAGGGAUGGGAUCAGCUCACUGCAGUACCGGCUGGUGGAGGUGUCACGCCAGCCCAUGUACACCAACAUCACGGUGGAGAUCGGCAGGCCACCCCCACGCUUGGCCCGGGGCUAGUGCUUGCCCUGCAGGCAAAGCUGCAUGGAGCUGGUGCUCUGUGCCAGGGCUGGCUGGACGCUGUGGAUGUUGCUCCAGCCCCAGGGCAAGGACUGAACGGGGAUGUUUUCUGCCUACUCUGCUGCCUUUCGGAGACGGCUGUGCCCCAGCCCACCUGUUGGUCCUGAGGAUUUCUGCAAUCUGUUGUCUCCCCUUUCCCCAUCCUUACAAGUGUGUUUCCAGAACCCCUAUACUCUGCGUGUUGGCUGAAGCACCCGUUUGCCCUGCACGCAGCUCCCAAACAGAUGGAGGGGACAGUCCCAGCCCUGGUGAGGAGCCCAUUGCCCAUGCCAGCUCAUGCCUGCACCCUGGGAGGGAAGGAUGAGCCCCAAGGUCAGCCCAGCACCCAGUCCCCACCGGUGCUGUGAGAAGCGGGGUGCAGGCUUCCCCCUUCGCCAGUGCUGGAGCUGCUACUGCCCUGGCUGAAGGCAGGGGGAGUAGCCCAGGCCCCCACAGCAGGCAGGAUCGGACACACAGAUGUGGCUCGCUGUCUUCCUCUGCUGUAGUCUGGUGCUCAGAGCUGGGUCUCAGCUCUGCUGAACAGCGACCUCUGGUUAGCGAGCACCCCUCGCUGUGCCUCAGUUUCCCCGGGGCUGGCAGCCACGUCCCCUUUCCCCUCUCUGAAGGCAGAUGCUGUGUGCGUGUCCAUAUUAACCCACACGUGCACCAGCUCUCCCCACUUUGGGCAAUAGGGUGACGUGAAACCUCACAGCCCCUCUUGGCCAGGGGGCUGCCCCGGGGCCCUCUCCACCCACAUGCUGUUUGCAGGCCAUGGGGAAUGGCUGGCUCUGCCCUUGCUGCUCUCCAGCUUCCCCUCUCCAGCUCUGGGGUAGGGAGGAGAGGACAGGGCCAUGCGGGGCAGGUGCCCCAUCUCUCCCCACUUCCCCUCCUUGGGGCUGGGGGCACAGCCACACCCCUGCAGCCAGCUGGGCAGCAGGGACACUGGCAACUUUUGUACAUUUGAAUGUCUGACCCUUUUUUUGAGCGUAUGUUGAAUGCAGCAUUCGGUCGUAGAGACCUGGGUUUUUGUAUUUAAUAAAAAUUUCAAAAGUUUA